AUGAGAGAGGCUCAGUAUUGCUUUUGGCUGCUCUGUUCUGCCUUGAGCCUAGUUUUGCCCUUCUCCCGUGCAUGUAGUGCUGCCCAUAGAUUACACAUAACUACAUCUAUUGCUUUUGGCAGGAAGCGAAGCUUUAGUUGUAAUUUUCCAGCUGUGAAAAUGUUGCCUUGUAUUGAAAAGGGUUUCAGGACUGGAAACCUAAGUAAAACCCAGCUCAUUAGUGACAGCUCUGCUUUCCUGCCUUCACCAGCUCCUCUGCCCUCAUCGCAUCCCCCCCACUCCCCCGCACCACCCCCUUGA
Molecule: messenger RNA, 300 nt
Organism: Pipistrellus nathusii (Nathusius's pipistrelle)
Lineage: Eukaryota; Metazoa; Chordata; Mammalia; Chiroptera; Vespertilionidae
Source: the annotation of a GenBank genome assembly